Letharia lupina is the source of this 3672-nucleotide messenger RNA. RefSeq lists its product as uncharacterized. The transcript has 6 exons. Lineage: Eukaryota; Fungi; Ascomycota; Lecanoromycetes; Lecanorales; Parmeliaceae. The record is from RefSeq and is a predicted model, not a curated record. Bases 1 to 3672 code for a protein of 1223 amino acids. Gene Ontology annotation, molecular function: GTP binding; GTPase activity; beta-mannosidase activity. Gene Ontology annotation, biological process: glycoprotein catabolic process; carbohydrate metabolic process.
AUGGCGCGUCAACGACGAGGAUCCAAUGUUUCGAGCAACUCAUCGGUCAAUGACCAGGAACUUGGAAGCAUGUACGAUUAUCUUGCAAAGGUCAUUCUUCUAGGACCAAGCGGCAGCGGCAAGUCCUGCCUCCUUCACCGAAUCGUCAAGAACGAAUGGCGAGUAUUGUCCAGCCAGACAAUCGGCGUUGAAUUUUCCUCCAAAAUCAUCAAAGUUGGUACUGGCGCUCGGCGAAAAAGAAUCAAGCUACAACUAUGGGACACAGCUGGGACCGAAAGAUUCCGCUCGGUAUCGCGAUCUUAUUAUCGUGGUGCAGCUGGUGCGAUUUUGGUCUAUGACCUCGCAUCUCAUGCUUCAUUCAAUGCUCUUCCAACUUUUCUCUACGAUGCUCGAGCUCUGGCUUCUCCAAAUCUUACGCUUCUCCUAGCUGGCAACAAAUUGGAUUUGGCAUCCGAGUCUUUACCCAAUGCUUCCGCGUCGGCCAACAGCGCGUCCAGUAGGCAAUCUACAUUUUCAGAUGAGUCUAUUGGGGCAGGAGCCAGACUUAGCUCUAGUCAUUCCUCCAUAGGCUACGGACUUGGCUCUCAGCUGACUGCCACCGUCGCUACUGAAGGACGCGAAGUCACCGUCGAAGAGGCCUCUCGAUGGGCAUCACGCUCUGCGAUACCUGUCUCUGUCGAAGUAAGCGCAUUCACUGGAGAUGGGGUAGAAGAGAUCUUUGCGCGUCUUGCAGGCAUGAUCUUGACAAAGAUCGAGCUAGGCGAAAUUGAUCCGGAUGAUCCAAUGAGUGGAAUACAGUAUGGGGAUAGUGGAGGAUGGGAGGACGAGGGAAGUGUUAAGAGUGCGGGGACGAUAAUCGAGGAGGGAGGUCUGGGGAGGAGAAGGCGGAAAGGGCAGGGGAGAGCGACAGCAGAUGUUGGACAAAGCAUGCGUGACUGGACCAGUGUCGACUCAACUUUGAACAGCAUGGUUACUCGAAAGAUUUUCCCUCUCGACGACAGACAGAGUUGGACAUUUCGCCAGGCGCACUGUUCAGCUUCUGAAUGGAUGGAAGUUCUUGAUAUGCCAACUAAUGUACACGUGGAUUUACUUCACAAUGGUAUCAUCUCAGAUCCCUUGAUUGGCAAGAGAGAGAAUGAUUGUCAAUGGGUUGGUGAGAAAUCUUGGGUCUACAAAGGCACUUUUCCUACACCAACUGUAGGUCCAGAUGAGAAGGCCGUACUUACUUUCGACGGGUUGGAUACGUAUGCAACGGCAGUCCUCAACGGCAAAGAGAUCCUCAAAACCAAGGACAUGUUCAUUCCCGAAAGGGUCGUCGUCACAGAACUCCUCCGUUCAGAGGAAGAGAACAUCCUGGAGAUCACCUUCGAUAGCACCUACUUGAUCGGUAAGAAGUUUGUAGAGCAACAUCCAGAUCACCAUUGGGGUUGCUGGAACGGCGAUCCCAGUCGGCUCGCCGUCAGAAAGGCUCAGUACCACUAUGGUUGGGACUGGGGACCGUGUUUGCUCACCUGUGGUCCAUGGCGGCCAAUAAAUCUAGAGGUCUAUCAUUCACGCAUUGCAGAUCUGUAUUUCACGACAGAAGUGGGUAAGUCAUUGAAAUCGGCUGAGGUGGUAGCCAAGGCAGAGGUCGAAGGGGGUGGAGAUGGAGAUGGAGAUGAAGUGAUUUUCGAAAUCUCACUUGAGGGAAAGAUGAUGGGUGCAGAAAGGGUCAUGGUAGAGAAAAGCUUCGCAAUGGCUUCUUUCAAGAGUCAGAAUCCAAGGCUGUGGUAUCCUCAUACCUAUGGCGAGCAACCGCUCUAUGUUCUAAGUGCUACGCUAAGCCGGAAGAAAGAGGUUUUAGAUACAGCAAGCAAGCGCUUUGGGCUCAGGAGAGCCGAAGUCAUCCAGCGCAAGCUUGACGAUGCUCCUGGUAGUACCUUUCUUUUCGAGGUCAACAACAUCCCAAUAUUUUGCGGUGGUAGCAACUGGAUUCCUGCAAGCUCGUUCACCCAAUCAAUCGGUCGUAAGAAAUACCGUGACUGGGUGAAAAUGGCGGUCGACGGGCACCAGGUUAUGCUUCGAGCUUGGGGCGGCGGUAUAUUUGAAGAACAAGAUUUCUAUGAAGCUUGCGACGAGAUGGGGGUCCUCCUCUGGCAGGACUUCCCUUUUGCUUGUGGCAACUAUCCGGCACAUGAGGAGUUCUUGGACUUGGUGAAGCGUGAAGCGGUGGAAAACGUAAAACUUCUCCGGCAUCAUCCCUCCAUUGUGAUCUGGUCAGGCAACAACGAGGACUAUCAGUAUCGAGAAGCAGAGAAUCUGGAAUACGAUCCCAAUGACCAGGACCCUGAAAAUUGGUUGAAAACCACAUUCCCGGCAAGAUAUAUAUACGAAAAGAUUCUCGUGGACGUAACCAAGGAGCUUGUGCCAGGGACGUUUUAUCAUUUUGGGUCGCCUUACGGUGGGAACGACACGACAGACCCACAUGUCGGAGAUAUUCAUCAGUGGAAUGUAUGGCACGGUACGCAGGAAAAGUACCAGGACUUCGACAAGUUGAGUGGAAGAUUCGUGUCAGAGUUUGGCAUGGAAGCAUUUCCGAACAUUAUGACCGUUGAAAGCUAUCUCCAGGAUGCCAAUCUUGAUACUGACAGGUAUCCUCAGUCCUCGACAGUAGAUUUUCACAAUAAGGCCGCCGGGCAUGAGCGCAGAUUGGCUCUCUAUCUAGCGGAGAACAUACCGUACACACUCGAACCCUUCGAGCAGUACGUUUAUUGUACGCAGCUUAUGCAGGCUGAGUGCGUCUCCUUCGCAUACAAGCUAUGGAAACGACAAUGGAAAGGUCCAGGCCGAGAGUACUGCUCUGGCGCAUUAAUAUGGCAACUGAAUGACUGCUGGGCUUGCACAUCAUGGUCGAUUGUUGACUAUUACCUACGACCUAAAUUGGCCUAUUUUGCGGUCAAGCGUGAGCUGCGACCCCUUACUAUCGGUCUGAAGCGGACAGUGCACACGACUUUUGCAGACAAAUACACCCGCGCCUACAUGAAGACUGUACAUAGAAUUGAAAUGUGGGCGUGUAACCUCUCGCUCGAUGCCCACGAGGUGUUCGUUCACGUUAAAACCUGCAAUCUAGUGACUGGGGAACAAGAAGAGCAUGGCAACUUAUUCACCAGACUACUGCUUCCUCCAAAUCGCAGCACGGAGAUCUCUGAGUUCGAUAUCCCAGUGUCUGAAGAACACAAGGACAAGGUCCUGGAAUUGACUGAUGGCCAUACCAUGAGGAGUGAAGAUGAGCAGCAGACGGUUGUAGCAGUAUAUCUCUGCAACGAAGAUGGCGACCACAUUGCUAGAGCGGUCAAUUGGCCGGAACCACUUAAAUAUGUGCACCUACCCAAGCCGAAACACGUUAAGCUCAAACUGAUUCCCAAUGUCCGCGACCUGAAUCGCGCACAUGCUCCUGGCACAAGCGAGGACUUCAAGCCGCCACAGACGGCUGGAGCUAUAGAGAUAUCCUCUGAUGUGCCUGUCAAAGGGCUUGUGAUAGAGGUGGUAGAGCCGGACUGGGGAGAAGAUCAUAAUGUGGGUUUUGACGAUCGUGGUUUCGAUUUGAUACCCGGAGAAACUAUCUCCAUUGGAGUCCAGGGUCUGAAAUGUGGCGAUGAGGAAAGAUUGACCACACGGUACCUAGGGAUGUGA